CCCUCUCUCUCUGUGUGGGCCAGGUGUUAGUGCUCGGCUGGAGGCGGAGCACCAUCCCACCCCUCUCGCCGCCCAACCACACCCAGGGCUCUGUUUAAAGGCUCACCCUCUGGCCCUGUCUGAGUCACUGAAAAAAGGGGUCUAAUUCUCACCGUCUGAUAAAUGACCUUGGUCACUCGCUGUGUCGAGAGACUUCUCCUCUCUCGCUCUCUGUCCUCUUCCUCCCUCUCUCUCACUCUUGGUCUCUCCCUCUCUCCCUCUUUUAUUGCCCUCCCUUGAUGUUAAACAGGAUGUCUCCAUGGAUACAGGGGUAAACAGAUGAUAACAAGCCCUCGGCCCUUUAAAGCUCAUAUGAGUGGUGGAGUUUACAGGACGGGUGCAGUGCAGGACCAGUGUAGACGCAGCAGCAGCAGCAGCCCAGGGCAGUCUGCAGAGGAUGGCUGAGAGCACAGACAUGGAGCAGCUUCUGACCUCCUUCAAGAAGUUCGCCAUCCACGGAGACACCAAAGCCACCGGCAAGGAGUUGAACGGCAAGAACUGGGCCAAGCUUUGCAAAGACUGCAAGGUCAUUGAUGGCAAGAACGUCACUGGCACCGAUGUAGACAUCGUCUUCUCAAAAGUGAAAGCAAAAACUUCACGGGUCAUCACUUACGAAGAGUUUCAGAAGGCCCUGGAGGAGUUGGCACCUAAGAGGUUCAAAGGUCAAAGCAAGGAGGAUGCUCUGAAGGCUAUGUACCAGCUGAUAGAGGGAAAGGAGCCCACCAACGUUGGGGUUACGAAAGUGGCCAAAACUGGAGCCAUGGGCAGACUGACAGACACCACAAAGUACACAGGCUCCCACAAGGAGCGCUUUGACGACACCGGUAAGGGCAAAGGCAAAGCGGGUCGGGAGGAGCUGGUGGAUAAAACCGGCUACGUCGGCGCCUACAAGAACGCCGGGACCUAUGAAGAGAAGACCAAGGCCAAGUAGGUCUCACGAUCAGCGAAACGAGUGAGGCAGAGAACAAAAACUAGGGAAAAAAAAGCAGAGGAAGAGGCGGAGCUCAUUCUUCAGUACUUAGGUCUGGACCAAACAGCCGAACUUUGACCCCGUAAGAUGGCCGCCAAGCUGACCAAUGGGGAUAUGAUCCCCUGACCAACUGGGAUGUGGUGAUUGACAAAUCUUUGAAUCUGGAAGAUGUUCUACAGCUGUAUUAUGUUGUAUAACUAGGAGGUAUUGUACCAGUACUAUUAAAGGAUGGGAAAGCACAAUGAACCCCAGAGUUCAACAGGAGAGGGAGUUGAAUUUGGAUGACUCCACCUAAAAAAUUGAUUUAAAAUGUAUCCAUAUUUUGCAGCUUGAAAUGUGUGCACUGUGUGAAAGAAUAUGUAUAAACCCCCCAAAUAUGUCUAUGCAGCAGGGGUUCAUCAGGAAUGCAGUCGAGAAACAAACAACUGUAGCAGAAUUUUUUGUUAAAAUAAUUAACAAAACAUUAAAACAUUAUAUGCAAUUCACUUGAUGAAUGUGGCAAAUAAGAUCAAUUCUCUACAAACAAGCCAAACUCACUCAGUUUUUGCUUUUUAUUCCACAAAUACAGAAGCUAACACAGCAUGUUUUACUGCAUUAGAUUUCCGUCAGAAUAUUUGUCUAUGCUUAUCGUCUUAUAAACUUGACUUGUUUUUUUUUCUGAUUUAUAAUUGUGUUCUGGAAGUUUUGUAACUGGAAAACAAAUGCGUUCAAAUUGAAGAUCUGUCAAAAAGUUUUUGUUGACUUUUGUUUGUUUGUAAUAUUGGCCUUGUUUACAGUUUAUGUUGUAUGACAGAUAAUAAAGUUGCUUGUUGCAUA
Messenger RNA from Clupea harengus (Atlantic herring), 1825 nucleotides. It is a transcript of the gene tppp3, whose product is annotated as tubulin polymerization-promoting protein family member 3. Gene Ontology annotation, molecular function: tubulin binding. NCBI's taxonomy places the organism in Eukaryota, Metazoa, Chordata, Actinopteri, Clupeiformes, Clupeidae. Gene Ontology annotation, cellular component: microtubule. Gene Ontology annotation, biological process: microtubule polymerization; positive regulation of protein polymerization; microtubule bundle formation. The record is from RefSeq and is a predicted model, not a curated record.